Molecule: messenger RNA, 1950 nt
Organism: Paramecium tetraurelia
Lineage: Eukaryota; Ciliophora; Oligohymenophorea; Peniculida; Parameciidae
Exons: 4
Source: RefSeq, a predicted model, not a curated record
AUGAAUGAAAAUUUAGGUUAAGAAUAGAUACUAAAUAGUCCAUAAAAUUUAGAGUUGAAUAAUAAUUAAGAGGGCAGCUAGAAAAAUGAGUUUCUGGAGUAAAUACUAAAAGCUAAAGUGAAUGAAGAUUUGAUAUAAUGCCUGAUUAUUUAGUUGAAUCAAGCAAAAAUGCAUUGUUCUGAGUUAAUCAAAGAAAAUAGCAAAAAUGAAGAAACACACUUAAAGAAUAUAAUGCAAAUAAUUGAAAAUUCAUUAGAAAGAAUCAAAACUUCUAAAAAUAAUUUAGAAAAUGAUAUUAGCAGUAAUUCGGUUUCUUAAGAAUCCUAUUUUAAUCAAGGGACCUCAAUAUCUAAUUAAGACAAUUUUUUAACAAAUAUUAAUUAUGUUAGUGAUUUGAACAAAUAAAUAGCGUUCGUUAGUUAGGCAAUCCUGCAGUCUCCUUAGGAAGAAGAGCAAUAUGAAUUGUAGAGAGGAUCCGAAUAAUUUAGACACUCUGAAUAAUAUUCAGAUUAUUAUUAAAUGCAUAAUCAUUAAUAAUAAUAAAAAUAAAUACAAUAAAUCAUGAGUUAAGAGGAAGAUCAACAAUCUCCUAUUUCACAUAGAAUAAAUGAAGAAUUGACAGAAUCUAAAUUAGUAAAGUAUAGAGCAAUCGCAAAAUAAAUCUACAAUUUCAACUUAGAACUCAGAGAAUUACAAGUUAAGGUUAAAGAAGACUACAAGUAGAUUUUUUCCGAUUAAAUCUAAUAAACCGCCUAAUAUUUUGAUACAUUAAUUGAUAAAUAUUAAGACAAAAAAUAAGAAUUACAAUAAAAAGAAAAUUAAGAAUUAUAAUAAUUUUAUUAAACUGAAUCAGUAGUUAAAGAUGACACCAAACUCAAUUAGCUUUUAACUUAAUAUUUAAAUAAGAUAAAGGAUUAUUUUAUAAGUGUAAAUUUAGAAGUGAAAGGAGUGAAAGAAUAAAUAUUAAAAUUCGUGGAAAAUUAAUUUCAUGCAUUUUCUGAGGCUGCUUAAAAGUUACUUCUCUCAUAAUCUAAAAUAACGAGCACAGAAAAAAAUAAACAAAUAGAAUAGUUAAAAAAGAAUCAUUAAAUAGAAAUAAAGUAAAAAGAAUAAGAAAUAAUAGAUUUAAAUAAAAAAUUGAACGAAGCAUAAGAGUAUCUAAACCUUACUGCUUUUAAUGAUAACAAUAUCUGCUCAAAGAUUACAUAAAUAAAUAGACUUUUAGAAUAAACAUCCUAAAGUAUUAACUAAACUACCUAGAAAUUGGAUUACAAUAAUCUAGAGGAAAUGAUAUCAUAAAUCAGACAAAUUAAUCAAACUUUUACAGGAGAAACCUAAGAUGAUAUCAAGAAUUUGAAAACCGAAUUGAAUAAAAGAGAUGAGAAAAUAUAAUAAUUAGAAGCAUAAAAAUAACAAUAUGAAAAUCAAAUAAAAAAUAAUAAUCAUUCGGCUAUUUUAGAGAAAAAGAUUGAAGAUAUUUAAUCUAAAUACAAUUAAUAAUUCAAUCAAACCGAUCAAAUUUACUAGAAAACUACUAAAAUAGAAGAAAUACGAGAAGAAUUGCGAGCACUCAAUUCUUAUAUUCAAGGUGAAUAAGAUAAAUUAAAAAAUAAGUAUGAAGAAGAAAAAAAGAAAGCAAUUUAGACUUGGCUUGAAGGAUCUUUUAAAUUGUAGGAUCGAUCUCUCUUAUAUAUACAAUUGGGUCUUAAAAUAUUUCAAUAAUAUUACAAUUCUCAUAAUUAGAAUGGCCAAAAAAUAAAAUCGUAAACAGAUAAACUCAUUAAAUUUCAUGAAAACUACCAAAAGAAAGAAUACUUCAAAUUAACAGAUCUACAAUAAAUUUAAUAAUUUUAUACAAAUUAAGAAAAGGAACUUAAGGCAUUAUUUGAUGAUUCUUUCAAUGAAUAUAAAAAUUUCAUAGCUGAAAUAACAAAGAGAAGGUAUUAAUGA